Messenger RNA from Etheostoma cragini (Arkansas darter), 1336 nucleotides. RefSeq names its product leucine rich repeat containing 23 (gene lrrc23). The coding region runs from base 158 to 1120 and encodes 320 amino acids. The transcript has 8 exons. NCBI's taxonomy places the organism in Eukaryota, Metazoa, Chordata, Actinopteri, Perciformes, Percidae. The record is from RefSeq and is a predicted model, not a curated record. Gene Ontology annotation, molecular function: protein binding.
GCUAGCUUCACCUAAUUUAGUUGAAUUUCCAGAUAACCCAGUUAGUUCUUACGGCGCUAGCUAGCUAGAUAACCGCUUGUCAGUUGAGUUAGCUACCAACUGGUCCGCUGCAGUCGACCCGCUACUUUUUGUGAUAACACGAGGCAGUUUGACAACAAUGUCUGACAUGGAUGAAGAUGCAGUGUUGUCCGAUGGAACGUUAGACGGAGAGGAAGAAACUCCUCAAGGACCUGGAGAGGACGAGAAGGUACAGGUUUGCCAUUUGACCCAAGAAACCAUAAGUCAGGGGCUCUCAUUGCUGUGCCGAACAGGAAAUGGUCUUGGACAUGCAUUUGUCAAAGUGGACCUAAAAGACAAAGGACUGGAUGACAUUACCGCAAUCAGCGGUUACACACACCUCCGUUUUCUGGACUUAUCCAACAACCACCUUGUUGAUCUUGCUCCUCUGGCAUCUCUGACUCAACUUCUCUGGCUGAAGGUUGACAAUAAUGCUGUGUCGUGCUUCAAAGGGCAACCUUUUGCUCAGUUGACCUUCUUGCAGUGGCUGAGUAUGGCAGUGAACUGGCUAAAAGACCUGGAUGGCCUGGUUGGGCCUGCCUUGGAGAGCCUCAAUCUUACAGGAAAUGGUAUUCAGAGAGUGAACGGCCUUCAGUGUGGCUGUUUUGCCAACCUGGUAACUCUAGAGCUGAGGGGAAACCACUUGGAAACCACUGAUGGUAUCAACUUUCCCAACCUGCGACGAUUAUAUCUGGCCCAAAAUGUUAUCAAGGAUUUGAAAGGUUUAGAAAGGCUAGAGCGCCUCACCACUCUUCAUCUUCGAGACAACCAGCUAGAUUCUCUGGAUGGCCUCAGCCCCAACAUGAAGUGUCUCCAAUACCUCAAUGUCAGAGGCAAUUUAAUUUUAGAUGAGAGUGCCUUGCAAUGCCUUGGGCUUGUGUCAAAAACUCUGCGGGCUUUGGUUGUUUCUGAGAAUCCUCUCGUGGAAACGACAGACUACCGGCUGAGUGCACUGAUUCUUCUGCCCCAGCUGGAGCGGCUUGACAAAGAGCUGGUCUCCCCAGAGGAGAGGGCUGAGGCCCGGGAGAGAAUCAAGGAACUUAAAGAAGAGGACAUUUCCUGAGCCACAAUAAAUGCAAUGAAUGCCAAAAUGAGGAAGUGUUUGACUUCCUUGAGAACACAGCCUUGGUGUGUAAAUGUGGGUUCUGUGAUUGUGUUGUAUGAGAAGCGUUGUAUAGCUUGUAUGAUGCACUUUGUAUCUGUAUAUGUGUACAUUGCUUGUGUCAUGUGUAAAUGCUCUUACACUAUUACAGCCAAUCUAUUUUUUUGAACAAUAAAA